AUAACCUGUCACGUGUGUCUAAAUAUAACACGAUACGAAACACACUGUAAACAGAAUCAUGGCGUCGGAGUUCAAGACGGACGUGAAACACGACUUUGAUUUAGAGGCCGUUCUGAACGCUUUUAAGAGCUGUCAUUCACCAGAUAACAACCUGGUACUUGACCAAUAUGUCGCUGGGUAUCAAGAGCUAUGCAGGUUUUUCAAACUGACAGGAAAACUGUUUGGUUUCGUAGCAAGCGAGUUGGAGUCAAAAAUCCAUAUUCUGGAAACUCACCGGAAGUCGGAAAACGGAAAUGCUUAUGAAACGAUCCAGUCCAUGAUUGACUUUGAAGUCACCAAUGGAAUAACAAAGGUAUCCAGAAAUCCACCGUCUGGGUCUCGGACGCUUUUGCGUCUCCACAGAGCGCUUGGAUUCAUAAGUGAAUUCAUGGACAGAAUUGCAAAGAGUGACGAUGACGCAAAAACAUCAGAUAUAGCAUCGGAAGUGUACAAAAAAACACUAGGGUUGUACCAUCCUUGGAUUAUUCAAAAGAUGGCUGGUCUUGCGAUGUAUAUGCUGCCGAGCAGACGACAGCUUAUUGACACAAUGUGCAAACAAAACUACGAAAAAGCUAUAAGUACAUUACCGCUGGUGGUCGACGCCUUAAAACCCGUGUAUAACAUUACUCAAGAAUUGUACGAAACUAACGAUUUAUUAAACCUGCCAUGAUAUUUUAAAUAUUGUACGAAACUAACUAUUUGUUAGCUGAUGGAUUUACUUAACCUCAAAUUAUGUUCAAAAUGCCUUCAAAAUCGUCUAAAAUCAUGAGUUAUAUUUUGAAUGGUCCUUCCUCGACUCUUGUUUAUCAACAAACAUGAGGAUAUCAAUAUUCUAAAAAUAUUGGAGUAGCCUUCUAUGCAAUUUCUAUCUUCUGUCGGAAAAAGAAGGAAUUUCGCAAAAAACGUAUUUGUUGGCUCCAAAUCGCAGUUUUCAUUCCAACAUUUUUGAAACCAUUUACCUGGAAAUACUGUAUGUGCUUGUUGUUAUUUUUUUUUUUGUUCAGACAACAUUGAGAAAAGAAUCACUUUGAUUUGUAUGUUCUGAAAAGCCUUAAUGUCUUUAGGAUCCCUGACCUACUACACUGAAGCUCGCAUAUACAGUAACCUCCCUUUAACUUCCGUUUGGAUAUAAAAAUACAGUUGACCAGGCCACUUCCGUUGACCAGGUAGCUGAAUCGGUUAGAGCGAUUCGAUAACAACCCGAAAUUCAGGGUUCGAAUCCUGGUCAAGCCCCGCUGAAUUUUUACACUAAGAACACUAUUGUUGUGUUUUAUUUUGUUCAAGUUAUUUCAUAUAAAUUAUUUCUCAUUAAAGUCUCCCAAUGCAUUGCUUUUCUUCCGGCACCAAUUUGUCAAAUCUACAGCCCAUGCCGGAAUAAAAAGUUUCCAGUAUCUAUAGAGAUACCGUUUUUGGAAGUUGUGCUGGGAUCCUUAAGAAUUACUAGUAUUUGGACUAUUUAAUCAUUUUCCUGUUUAUAUGUCUGUCCAGUGCGCUUAAGAAAAUGUACAGAAGAAGACCGAUAUUAUAUAACAGGGAAAGAUUGUGUAUGAUAUUCAGACAAUUUCGGUGCUUUAUAAGAAAUAGUUUUCAAUUUUAUUUGGGAACGUUUAAGGUUAAGUGGACUACUGCAUCAGUUAAUCUCGAAGAAGAGUUCCACUUCAGACUUGUUUUUUCUCAACGUGGACUAUGUUUCUGAUCGUCCUCGAUACUCCAUGGGGCUACGCUCUCUUACAUUAUCUACACCCCUGGUAUACGUCAUAACCAAAUUGAAGACACGAAGAUAACUGUUUGAGUGGUCUCGUGUAUGACCAAUCGCUAGGCUGAUACCUGUCCUUGAAAAUUACAGAGGAGCGACAUCCGACUUCUAAGCCAUACGAUUUUACCGUUACGCGACCCUGAGAUUCUUUUGAUGUACAUCAAAGGAUCAAACUAGUAUCCUUGUCUUAUCCACAGGGGACGCACACUGAGACUUGAAUUUUACUAUCACAUUUUCUAGAGGUGCAGAGAGCUUAAGUGAGCGUAAUCCCUGGAGUAUUGAGGAUGGCUUUUGAUAUGUAGAAGAUGACGCAACAUUAAUGAGGUUUUUCUGGCAUUAGGUUACUAACAUUGAUGUAACCUUGUCAAGGCAAUAUUUCAUUUGGAAUAUGUGCAUUAAGAACUGUUCGAUAACAAGUUCAUUCCCUGUAGCUUUUGUUUAAAUUUGCUUCAUGAUGCACAAGUUUCGAACAACUGCAAUGCAGUAAAAUACUUCGUUAGAUGUGAUUUAUAUGGAACGCUUCUGUUGAAAAUGACUCAUUCAAUUUACGUAUUUCAAGAUAUUGGUAAACUUAACUUGAUGGUAUCCUUCACCUAAAAUAUACUCCAUUUCGCUUCCUAGGUUUUGAGAUUACAAUUUGUUACUUAAGUUGAUUUCGUUGUAUUGAUAUUAGAUAUACAUGUAUACACGUAUAUUAUAUAUAUGUAUAUGAAUUGUAAAUCCAGUUGUCUCGUCCAACCAGACGCCUGAUCACUUUGUAGUUCGGCGUAGCGGUAGUUUCGUUUAACUUGAAUUACAAGCAAUCGGGAACCGUCGGCACUUUCCGUAAACGAAAAAAUACCCGUUUACGGAAAGUGCCGACGGUUCCCGAUUGGAAUUACAUGCGCAGACAACAAGAGUUUGGUUGAACAAGGCUAUAUUCCGCAGCUAGUGUUCUGUGAUAAACAUUUCUAGGAAUAUUCAUCAUAUAUGUGUAUUCCCAUAAUCAUAUUUGUUAUGAAGUUAUUUACUUAUAUGUAACGGGAACAUUUUACAUUUUUUUCAGAAACAUUCUAGUCCCAGUAUAAGUUGGGCAAAAUUCAGCGUAGCUCAUUCACAACCCAAGAGAUUUUAAUACAUGUAUUUCUUCCCAACUUAAUAAAGAAAUAUCCGAAAUCGAUUUAUUUUCUAAAUCAAUGAUAUUUUGAGAGGUGUUUAUUUGACAACUAUUUUAUUCAGGCACGUUUAGUGUUUGAAACCCAAACUCGAAAAUAGAUGCAUUCAAAAAAAGUUCCCUACUUUUAGAUGUUUGUUUAUCACAAAUUCCUUCUGGCGAGAACUUGUGUGGUGUUAAAAGAUUGAGAUAGGAUUAUUUAUGUUGUGCAUAUUAAUUUAAAAUUUAUAAAAAUAAGUAUUCUGGAAAAAUGCAUUGAUUUCCGUUUCGGUUGAUUUAUUUUUGACUAACAUUAUAUAACAUUAUAUACAAAGCAUAAUCCAUGUUGAUGAUAUUUUAAUUGAUAAUUAUCUUCCGCCCUGAUCUCAAA
Molecule: messenger RNA, 3318 nt
Organism: Mizuhopecten yessoensis (Yesso scallop)
Lineage: Eukaryota; Metazoa; Mollusca; Bivalvia; Pectinida; Pectinidae
Product: ceramide-1-phosphate transfer protein-like
Exons: 2
Coding region: 59-709 (216 amino acids)
Biological process (GO): ceramide transport; intermembrane lipid transfer
Cellular component (GO): cytoplasm; membrane; cytosol
Molecular function (GO): ceramide 1-phosphate transfer activity; ceramide 1-phosphate binding
Source: RefSeq, a predicted model, not a curated record